UUUCCUGCGGGCGCGGUCCCGACACCGGCAGGUGGGCGGGGGGUACGCGCCCGAGAUAGAGACAUCUGAGACAGCCGGUGGGGGGAGAGACAGCAAGGAAGAGAGCGCUGUGUUGUAGACUAGGCUUAUCUGGGUGUAGCAGGUAGAGAGAGACAGCCGGGGAGUAAGACGGGAGAAUUACAAGAGAGGGAGUCCGAGGAUGACAUAGAGAGAGAGAGAGGGGGGUGGGGGGGAGAUUAUCAGCUGAGAAGAGACAGGCCUGGGAUGAAAGCAAUGUGAAGAGAGCUUAUAUCCAGGAGUCUGUGACAGGGGCCUGCUUAUAGAGACAGCCAGAGACCUCAGGGGAUAAGGUUCUGUGGUGAGGCCAGGACAUGGCGAGCAAGUGACAGACGGCGAGAGUGACACCUGCCCGGCCACCAGAAGAGACGUCCCACCAUGUCAGCACCACGGGCUCCGAACAAGCUGUCCAGCACCGAGCGUCCUGUCCGAGCCGUCCCUUUCCCUCCAACGCGACGGUUGGCUAUGAAUGAGGUAUUUGUGGAUGGCCGUCCACAGCUGGAGACUUUGAAGAACCAUUUGGUAAAAGAGGGAAGACUGGAGGAAGAAGUGGCUUUACGUAUCAUCCGAGAAGGUGCUGCCAUUUUGCGACAUGAAAAAACCAUGCUGGAGGUGGAAGCUCCCAUCACAGUAUGCGGAGAUAUUCACGGACAGUUCUUUGACCUCAUGAAGUUGUUUGAGGUUGGAGGCUCCCCUCACACCACGCGCUACCUCUUCCUAGGGGACUAUGUGGAUCGGGGAUACUUCAGCAUAGAGUGCGUUCUCUACCUCUGGAGCUUGAAAAUCAUUCACCCCAAAACACUCUUCUUGUUGCGAGGGAACCAUGAGUGCCGACACUUGACAGAGUAUUUCACCUUCAAGCAAGAAUGUAAAAUUAAGUAUUCGGAGCGAGUGUAUGACUCCUGUAUGGAUGCCUUCGACUGCCUCCCACUAGCAGCUCUGCUGAACCAGCAGUUCCUGUGUGUACACGGGGGUCUCUCCCCUGAAAUCUCUUGCCUGGACGACAUCAGAAAGUUAGACCGAUUUAAGGAACCCCCCGCUUUUGGCCCUAUGUGCGACCUGCUAUGGUCUGACCCCGCUGAGGACUACGGCAAUGAGAAGACUCUGGAACAUUUCACCCACAACACAGUUCGCGGGUGCUCCUAUUUCUACAGCUACCCCGCCGUCUGUGAAUUCCUGCAGAGCAACAACCUCCUGUCAGUGAUUCGAGCCCACGAGGCACAGGAUGCUGGUUACCGAAUGUAUCGGAAAAGUCAGACAACCGGUUUUCCUUCUCUCAUCACCAUUUUUUCUGCACCGAAUUACCUUGACGUCUACAACAACAAAGCCGCAGUGCUGAAGUAUGAAAACAAUGUCAUGAACAUCCGUCAGUUUAAUUGCUCGCCACAUCCUUACUGGCUGCCAAACUUCAUGGACGUGUUCACAUGGUCCCUGCCCUUUGUAGGGGAGAAAGUUACGGAAAUGCUAGUGAACAUUCUCAGCAUAUGCUCGGAUGAUGAGCUGAUUUCGGAUGGAGAAGACACGCUGGAAAGUGGAGCUUCUGUGCGCAAAGAGAUUAUUCGGAACAAGAUCCGAGCGAUCGGCAAGAUGGCCCGCGUCUUCUCUGUGCUCAGGGAGGAAAGUGAGAGUGUGCUGACGCUGAAGGGCUUGACACCCACAGGAACACUUCCCCAGGGAGUGCUGUCUGGCGGGAGACAGACUCUGCAGAGCGCUACAGAAGAAGCCGUCGAGGCACAAGAAGCCGUCCAAAGCUUCUCUCCCCAGCACAAGAUCCGCAGCUUCGAAGAAGCCAGGGGCCUAGACCGCGUCAAUGAGCGUAUGCCACCUCGCCGUCCCAACUCCUCCCAAGACGUCAACCUGAACUCGGCCGACAAGAACAGUAACAGAAGCCAGCAGUGACACUGCCGCCAGCAAUCACACAUUGUGUCAUCUACCACCAACACAUGCUGGAGGGCAGGACUCGGAAACCAGUCCAACAUUAAAAAAAAAAAAGACAAAAAAACCAUGUAGACAACCAUUUGUACACCAGGGACACAUACACAUACAUUGCAGCCAUGCUGCUCACCCUACAGACAUAAAAGUACCAUAAUCCUGUUCACAAGUGUCCUCCUCCUCCAGGUAUGUAUAUGAAUCAAGGUCCGUACAUAACCCUUCUGAUAAAUGCACUUACAGAUCCAUGGACAUACAGACGUGGAAGACACACACAGACUGAUACACACACACGGUUUGUGAGCAUACACACACGAGCUGGUCCGUCCUCCAGUUUGUAUCCUCUCUGUAAAUGUUAUUUGCGUUCUAUAUAUAUAUAUUUAUACAUGUGUAAUAUAAAUGCCCUGUUUUUUAAUGUAGGGUCCAUCUAGCGGCAGCAGCUGCAGUAUUGUACCAUAUUACCAGGGCCAGUUUGCAGCGCCCCCUCCUGCAGAGCCACUGGCACUGCACCCGGAUACAGAUUUAAGCCAUCUACUUCUUGUAUAGCCGGACACGCCGUGUUUAUUGAUACAGGUACUAGAAGUCGGAGAUGUAUUUUUUACAUGAUGUAAGGACAUCCCCAGAUCUGAUAAAUGCAGAGCCUGGCUAUCUGCCAGUGAAGCGUAAUAACCCAUCCGCCCUCUGGGGGCACAGAGCAUAGCAUGGCAUGAUCACUGCACACGUAACCAUCCUGUGAUGGAAACGACUAUGGGGUACACUCAUACAUUGCACUGAACACGUGAGAACAAACAGCUGUCCCCUGAGCACUCCGUCGAGGGCGACUCCGAUUGCACUGCCGUGGGUGGCUCUGCGCACGUGGACUGCACUGCGGUGCUUGCUCUGCAGUUUGUCGCUGCUCUCUCAAGCACUAAUAAUCAUAUACCAGAGAGAUCACUUAUUUGGGGGUUUAUUUUUGAGGGGUUACGCUGCCGCCUGAACACUCCCCAUCACCUGUCCAUCCUCCUCUCUUCUCCAGGGCACAUCCAUUAUAUUAAGGGAGUGCAUUUAGGGCUAACUACAUAGGAAACCUUUGAACCACAAGGGCUUGAGGUGACACAAAGUUGUAUCUUUAGUGUGGCACUCAGUGACUGGGCUCCCUAUUGACCAGGGACCCAUACUGCCAUCGCAAUAAGGCACUCAGGAGUUGGGUUACCUUCAGACAAUCUCAUCUUCAGCACAUCUCCUGCAGUGUCUUGAAAGCACCAUGGAAGAGCCACCUUAUGGCUGCCUGUGUCCUCUGGUGAUGAAUAGCACAAUGAUUAACUCUUUCACUGCUCCCAUCUUUCAGUUUGAUUUCGAUGGCCCACAUGGAGGGGGUCGGGUGAUAUGCUUGUUUCUCUACGCCCUCUCUUCAUUCUUUCUUCUCUUCAUUAAGUCUAUGAUUUGCUGAGUUGUCUUGUAAUAAAACAGAGGAAAUGUUUUUAAAAAGUAAAUGAUUUUUUUCCACAAGAGAUUGGGAGAAAAAAAAAAAAAGUUCAGAUUAAACUGCAAAAUAGUUAAAUGAA
Molecule: messenger RNA, 3530 nt
Organism: Bufo bufo (common toad)
Lineage: Eukaryota; Metazoa; Chordata; Amphibia; Anura; Bufonidae
Gene: PPP3CC
Product: protein phosphatase 3 catalytic subunit gamma
Exons: 14
Coding region: 436-1956 (506 amino acids)
Biological process (GO): calcineurin-mediated signaling
Cellular component (GO): cytoplasm; calcineurin complex
Molecular function (GO): calmodulin-dependent protein phosphatase activity; calmodulin binding
Source: RefSeq, a predicted model, not a curated record